Molecule: messenger RNA, 1383 nt
Organism: Cicer arietinum (chickpea)
Lineage: Eukaryota; Viridiplantae; Streptophyta; Magnoliopsida; Fabales; Fabaceae
Product: chaperone protein dnaJ 72
Source: RefSeq, a predicted model, not a curated record
UCAUGUACGGAACAAAAGAAGACAAAGAAGCGGUCACAGCACUGCCACGACUCAAUUCUGCGCGCCAUGAAUAGCUACGUCGAGAAAAUUCUUCUCUUCCAUUUUCACUCAACCACUUUCCCGAGAAAAUUCACCCGAGAAACUAAAGCAAAAAAUAACCUAAAAGCAAAUUUCAUCCCCUCUCAUAUCCAAUCAAAACAAACACAAUAUGGAUCAUUACAAAGUUCUAGGUUUACACAAAACAGCAUCAAAGGAAGAAAUUAAAGCAGCAUUCAAAAAAUUAGCGUUUCAAUUUCAUCCAGAUAAGCAUUCCCAAUCACCGAAAUCCGUUAAAGACAGCGCCACACUUCGAUUCAAACAGGUUUCUGAAGCAUACGAAGUUCUCAUGGAUGAUCGGAAACGCGCCGAUUAUAAUUACCGGUGGCGUUCCGGUCAACAAAGUGGUGGUGGUGGUAAUGGAAAGUAUUAUUCUCAGUAUGGUUAUGGAUACGGUAGAAGUGGGCGUAGCUAUGAGUAUAAAACUAGGUCGGGGUUUGGUGGCGGUGGUGGUGGUGGUGGUUUUGCGUCAAAGUUUGAACUUGCUUUCCGGAUUUUGACGGCGAGAUCUUCUCUUCUCAAUCUUGGAUUUGCAGCAGCUAUAUUAGGUGUGAUGAUUGUCAUUGAUACAAGUGGAGAAUCCUUAUGGAAGAUGCAAAAUUCUGGGAAAUCUUUUGAAGAAGCCAUGAAUACCAUUGAAAAAGCAAAAGCGUAUAAAGAAGAUAACAUAAACGAACGUCCUUGAUUCAAUUCUCUGCUCUCACUUCACUUGGCACCCGAAUGCUUCUUCAUGUUUCAUAAAUUGUGAAUGAUGGAAGCUUUCAGUUUUGGAGAUUGAUCGGAAGGAUAGUGUUCAUUUGUGCGGCUGUUCUUCUGUCAGUAGUCUGUACCUUUUGUUGUCUCGCAAUGGACUGGAAACUGGAUUCUUUGUACAGAUGCCAUCGCAGAUUUUUGGCCGACAAAUGAAGAUCUGAUGGCUGACAUUAUGAGUUGUAUAUUAAGGUCGAUUUGUUGAAGUUGGAAUAAGAGCCAUUUGAAUUUGAUCCAACUACUGAGAUUCUUUAACCGAAUGACUGUGCUCAUUUUUCUGACUGCACACAAUCUGGAUCCAAUGCAGAACCUAUACUUGUACAUGUUAAAGAAAUUGAAUGUGUACAAUCCUACUUUUGUAUUUUAUUGUGAGAAUGUUGGGACAACAUAUACUUCACAAAUUUGAAGACCCACUCUUAGGUUGUAUCAUGUUAUGUAUGUGCACUAAGGUUAAUCUUGACAAAACAAUAUUUUGACUUGUCAAGCUUAAUAGUAGAACUAUAUUAAUAACACAUACGAGAGCUUUUAACUUGUUUA